Messenger RNA from Penicillium macrosclerotiorum, 492 nucleotides. RefSeq lists its product as uncharacterized. Bases 1 to 492 code for a protein of 163 amino acids. The record is from RefSeq and is a predicted model, not a curated record. Lineage: Eukaryota; Fungi; Ascomycota; Eurotiomycetes; Eurotiales; Aspergillaceae. The transcript has a single exon.
AUGAAAUCAUCCAUUCUUAUCAAGGCCUUAGGUCUCCUCGCUGGUAGCACCAGUUGCUAUGCAACCAUGACAGUACCUAACAGUCUGCUACUGAGCUCCAUUGCGGAAUCGGUAUCCUUGCCGAUGUUCACCUGGUCGGCAAACGGAACUCAUACGGCCAAGGGAUAUACCUCCAGGCAGGCGAACGAAACAAGUGUCCAGGGCAUGAAAGAGGACUGCGAUAACAUCAAUCUUAAUAAGAAAAUUGCCGUUGACUUCCGCAGUGAUGUCUUCGGUCCCGGCGUUAUUGGCUUCUUUUACAAAUGUGAGAAGAUCCGCCCGGACACCAAUCUUUACUGGUUUACCAUUAGCUCUGGAAAUGGCUCCCAGAUCGAUCAGCUAUGCGAUACCAACUCGAAGUAUCCGAUUGUCUAUGAUUCACAGCACAACACUUGGUUUAUCGAUGAGCCAUUCGACUGCACUCAGCGGACCUCUCCAGCAAACAUUUCUUGA